Messenger RNA from Paraglomus occultum, 906 nucleotides. The record is from the annotation of a GenBank genome assembly. NCBI's taxonomy places the organism in Eukaryota, Fungi, Glomeromycota, Glomeromycetes, Paraglomerales, Paraglomeraceae.
AUGACGAUCACCGAAAAACCCUCAUUAAGAGGCAAACAAGCAAAGCUAUUGGCGAGUAAUAUAGAGCUGCAAGAAUCAAGAAAUGUGGAAAAAUUGGAACUAACAAGAUGGCCAACGAAGCGAAGACAACUUAAAUUGAGGUUACUAUCUCAUCGUCUGCUCGCUCAGCAUGUCAUCGACCCCGUAAGCCUAACGAUCUAUUCUUUUUCAAGAUACACGCCUUGUGACUUGCCGGAUUAUGACGAGCCAAACAUUUCUGAACUUUCAUCGAUUGUCAACACAUCAGCCAUAUCACCAUUAGUGAAUAUUGCUCUCAUGCCUUCGACAAAGCGGCGAAAGGCGGUUCCGCAUCAUAACACGUUUUCUUACGACAUUGAUACAGAUUGUGCCCUGGCUGUUGAGAUUCGAACACUCAUAGAUCGCAUUCAAUUCGACAGCAGAUCUCGUUUAAUAGAGAAAGGAUAUCUGGAGAUAUUUAUCAAAGAUCAGUUGGGGAAAUUAUUGGAUGUCCUAGGACUGCUGUUUAAACAUGCUUCAACGCUACGGUCUGUCGAACGGCAUCGGAUAAACCAUCUACCAUAUAAUUCUCUUGCUUCAACGUCACAAAUGCCAUCUCAAAGCGUUUCCUUGGUACGUCCAGACGACGAUGAACAGACAAGACAAGUUUUACGCAAUCAUACAGAGCAAGUAAUCCAGCCGCAACCGUCUAACAGGGAAACCAGUCAGGUAGUCAUUACGUGGGAACAUGUUUUAUACGCAGCUCAAGCCAUAGGGUUGCCAGACAAUGUGAUAGAGGCUACUUAUGAGAAAAUAGCCCCGAAAUUUGAUCCGGGAAGGAACUUUCUAGGACUUGAGAGUUCAAAGUUUCAAAGCAUCAUCGAAGAAGCUGAUAAUUAUAUGAGAUAA